Molecule: messenger RNA, 3252 nt
Organism: Dimorphilus gyrociliatus
Lineage: Eukaryota; Metazoa; Annelida; Polychaeta; Dinophilidae
Source: the annotation of a GenBank genome assembly
GAGUUAAAAUAUGGCGGCUUUCUUGAUGUUUACGUAAACAUCAACAAAAAUAGCCAAAUUUGGGUACAUCAUUUGCUUUCUGUAGUAAUCGUUGAAAAAAGCUUUCACUCAAGUGACAAUAAAUGCUAUGAAAUUACCUUUGAUCGUUCCCUUAAUAUUUAUUGAAUAUCUUAUACAAAUUUCUUGAAUUUUUAAACAAUGGAUGAUUUUACGGUCGAUUUAGAUCAACUUUUGGAUGAUAUGGAGAGCGAAGUGGUUAGAGCACCGACGGCUCCUUUAAAACCAGCUUAUCCUAAUCGUCCUCAACCGCCUCCUUACUCAUUCAUAGCAGCCGCUCUUAACAAUCAACCAGAAAUAUUAAGAGCAACUCCCGACGAAGAUAGAGUAAUUGGUCCCCUUUACUCUGAGUUUGUUACUUCUGAAAUGCCACCAGAUAUAGUUCCACCAAGUGCGGCUUCAUUUUCUGAAAGUAAAAAGCAUAUUGAAGAGGAGAGCGAUGAGAAAGACAAUAAUACUCAAAUAAACGAUGAAACUAAUGAUAGCAAUUUUACUAACUUCAAUGAACAAACUCAAACUAACAAAAGAGAAGUAACUUCAAAUCAAUUUGACGAUUUCCAGUGUCCUGAUUUCAAUAGCAUUCAACCUAAUUUAUUAAAAGUAGAGGAAACCGAAACCUUCGAUAAACCAUCAAUUGUUAUGGAUUCUGAAGAGAAAGUUAUCGAGAAAGAUCAGAAUGAUGAGGCAUCUCCUAUUAAUUUAGAUUUGGACAUACUCGCCCCAGAUGAAAUCCAAAUGGAAAAACCAAAAAGACCAAGCAUUCUACCUGUUCAAAAAAUUGAUGCAUUAAUCAGUCUAACCACCAAUGAGGAAGUUGGAGCUGAGGCGAAUAUUCAGGAAACAAAAAGCAAUGCAAGCGUUGAUAGUGUUGAAAGGUUUUUAAGUUUUUCAUCUUGCGGCCCAAUUGAACCUCCGAAAACUCCUGCUGUUGAGGGCGAUAAGAGGCUACCUGCAAUUCGACCCUCUUCACUAGAAAUUUCGAGUCAAAUACCUGCAGAGGAUGUCACUUCCGUGCCUAAUGAAGAAGUGUCAACGAUAGCCCAUACUGACAAUACAUCUGAGCUGGAAACCGUAGAGGAACCAGUUAUAGAAAGUGAGAAUAUUGAGGGAGCUCAAGCGCAAAUAGAUAUUCCUUCGUCAACAUUAACGGAAAUACCCUUAACGGAAUUAGGCAUUAUCGCUCCAGAAUGGGUUAAGGACGCUGACGCGCCAAACUGUAAGCAAUGUGAAAUAAAGUUUACUUUUACGAAAAGGCGUCACCAUUGCAGGGCUUGUGGUAAUGUUUUUUGUGCAGCCUGUUGUAGCUUCAGAGCCAAAUUGCCUUUAAAUAAUAACCGUGAUUGUCGUGUUUGCUCAGUUUGUAUGCAAGAUAUGAAUAGAGCUCAAGCUUUUCUAACGCCAACUCCGACAACACCUAAUUCAAUUAUUCGUAAAGAUACCUCUCAGAGGUCCAAUCCUAAAUCGGUUAUGUUUAGUGACGGAAUUAAACCGGGCGGAGCUCUAACUGAUCUAGAUGCAACUCCUCCUCCAAGACCUCACGCAAGAAGUUCUAACGGACCCAGAAAAUUAUUCGGUUCGAAAUCGAAUUCUAGUAUGAGAAUUCCACCAAUAGGAAGAUGUCAAUCGUUGAUUAAAGAGAAUUGUUUACCACCUGUCGUUGGUGUAGAUUUAAAUGAAGAGGAAAUAUCUAGAAUGUACUCGGAGAAAGGGGAAGAAGGAUUACAGUUCCUACUUAAUAGUAACUUAAUUGUUCAAGUUGAUUUAGUUGAUCUAGACUGCUGCUUGCGUAAAAAGUGUUGGAUUUUUUCAACUGAUGGCAUGUUAUCGGCUGCGCAACCGGAAGUAUUACUCAUAAUACAAAUGAUCGACAAUGAACAACUUCCACCUAAGGACAUAUUCGAAUUUUUAGAACAUUUGUAUGAAAAAAGUCUGACGGGAGAGCAUAUAGAAGAACUUCAAGUUGUUCCGACACAUAAUUCAUCUUCCUUUCUCGAUUCUCGAUCGCAUGCCGGAUUCUUAUUUGUAAAACCUACAUUACAGUGUCUUUGUAAAUUGAAAGAACCAAGACAUCCUUAUUUGGCCGCAAUUCUUGUUGAGAGGCCGGAGAUUGUUUGGGCAAAAUUGUUACCUUUAAGAUUACUUUUCAGAUUAGGGGCUGAAUUUAGAUACUAUCCUUUCCCAUUGGUCAACAUCAGAGAUAGACCACCUGUAUUUGGUGAAGUGGGAAAUUCUAUUGUAAGACUAUUGGCAGAUGUUCGCAAUUUGCAAUAUACUUUAGUUACUAUAUCUGGAGCUAAGCUACAUCUACGAGAACAUGUGACCGAGUUGAUUCUACCAUUUUCGUCCUACAACCAGGUUAUGAAAGUUCUCAGAGAUUGUGAAGAACAUGUUGUAGCAAUGGCAACUAGUUUUUCAAACGAAGCUGACUCACAUCUUGUGUGCAUGCAAUGUCUAGAAGGAGUCGAUUUAGGAACUUAUAGCACCCAAGCCAUAAAUAUUGAGAAGAGAGCUAGAAGAUUGACAGCGGCAACUUUUGUUGUUUUCAAUGGUAGCUUGAAAACCCAAGGUCCUGCCAAAGCAAGAUCCGUAAUUGUGGAAGACGGAGUGAUGAUUCAAUUAACUGCUGAUGCUAUUAAAGAGUUAAAAAGCAGCUUAGUUGCUACCAGACCAUUUAAAGCGUCUUGUGCUGAACAGGAUCAAGUUUUGGUCACAUGGUCACACGAACAAGACGAAGGAAACUCAAAAAUCGAAAGCGAAGUCGAUGGUAAAGCACUUGAUGGAGUAAAAUCACUUCAAAUAAAAAAGCUGGAAGAUUUAGUCAGUUCCAGCGGAAAAUUCGCCAUUCGAUGGACAAACGUCUAUGUGUUUAAAUCCGACGAUGCAGGAACUCCAAUCGGAAAGACCUGCGAAUAUUCAGAAUUACCAAAACUUGCAGAAGCCCUAGCCCAUUGUUCAGCUUUGGCUUUGAUGAAAUUUUCUGAAAUGCUUGUAGAUGAAAAAAUUAAAAGAAUAGGCGUUCGGGUGAAUAUUUCAUCUGAAAAUGUAGGAUUUCAAGUCGGUGGUAACGGAUCAUUAAUAAAAAAUGAUUCAAUAUUAUCCAGUUUGGACGAGCAUCUUGUACAAAUAAUGUACAAUGCUGCUUCAGUGGUAAGCGAAAGCAUCGAAAUGGAAUUUGUUUUAUAUAUCGUGGAAUGA